AUGUCACUGACGUUCGCUUCACUGAGUGAAACACGCUUCUUUGGGUAUAACGCUGAAAAUAAGGAAUAUAAUGCUACGGCUCAUCGUGAUCGGAUAUUUGGUAAACAUGUUGCGGAUUAUAUGGCAUUGUUGAAGGAGGAAGAUGAAGAUGCUUAUAAGAGGCAUUUUUCAAAGUUCAUAGCUGCUGGAGUGAAUGCGGAAAAUUUGGAGGAAAUGUACAAAAGUGCUCAUGAAAAAAUUCGAGCUGAUCCUUCCCCAGCAUCAAAACGCGAAAAGGUAAUCUGUUUUAUUAUUAUUGUGAUCAAGGGGAAGAGGUAUAAUGCGAGGAAAUCAACAUUAGCUGUACGCAGAAAUCGCGUUCGCAAUAAGAAGGCAUAUUUAUUAAAGCUGAAGACUCAAGAAGAGAAAUAA
This is a messenger RNA of Dracunculus medinensis (Guinea worm), 411 nucleotides long. NCBI's taxonomy places the organism in Eukaryota, Metazoa, Nematoda, Chromadorea, Rhabditida, Dracunculidae. The record is from the annotation of a GenBank genome assembly.